This is a messenger RNA of Daldinia vernicosa, 1193 nucleotides long. RefSeq lists its product as uncharacterized. Bases 250 to 960 code for a protein of 236 amino acids. NCBI's taxonomy places the organism in Eukaryota, Fungi, Ascomycota, Sordariomycetes, Xylariales, Hypoxylaceae. The record is from RefSeq and is a predicted model, not a curated record. Gene Ontology annotation, cellular component: mitochondrion. Gene Ontology annotation, biological process: cellular respiration; ubiquinone biosynthetic process. The transcript has a single exon. Gene Ontology annotation, molecular function: ubiquinone binding.
CUUAUCGCAUCUAGCUAAAAGAGUACCAGUUCUGUUAUAUUACUUUUUUUUUUCCCUUGCGUUGUAAUAUAGACCUAUGCAUCUAGACAGCGGUGUGAUUUAAAAAUGAAAGAUCUAUAGAAUUUCCGAGAUUUUUACAUAUCAACUCAUAAUUCUCUUUUCGUAUCCAAGUACCCAACAUAACUCAUAAACGUAACUACCUUGAACUCACCUUGAACUACUUCCCCGGGGCUCCCUCCCGACUCUUCAAUGGCGACAGCACGCCUCCUCCCACGCCCACCGCGUCUACUCUCCACCCUCCGAACAUACCCGCACCCUCCCCGGCGGACCUUCAUCUCCCUCCCCGACCCCACCAAGCCGCAAAUCCUAACCGCCUCGCGCCGCCUCCCCUACGACCACGAGCGCCUCUACGACAUAAUCGCCGACGUCGACUCUUACGUGCGCUUCCUACCAUACUGCAAAGUUUCGCGCGUGACACGGUGGACCGACCCCACUCCCGGAAACCCACACACCACCACCACCCGCCGCUGGCCCACCCAAGCCGACCUAACCGCCGGCUGGGGCGGUUUCGAAGAGACCUACACGAGCCGGCUCUUCUGCGUGCCCACCCUCGGCAUCGUCGAAGCCAUAAGCGGCGACGCGCGAACCGAGAUCCCGGCCUCCGAGCUGCGCAGACACGGCCUAACAGACCACCACCCCGGGCCGGAUAUCGGGAGCCGGGGCGUAUUCAAGAGCCUAGUAACGCGAUGGACGGUUCUCCCGGCCCACGACGACGCGGUCCGCGAAGAUCGCUGGAGCGACGUCCGACUCACGAUAAAGUACCAGUUUGCGAACCCCUUGUACACGGCUGUGAGCGCGGCUGUUGCCGAUAAGGUCGCGGGGGUUAUGGUGGAGGCGUUUGUGCGGCAGGCGGAGCGGGUGUUGAAGGAGACUAGGAAUGAUCCGGGUGUUGCGCGGUGAGGGAUUGGAUUCUUGCUAUGUCCCGAACCGCACUUAUAAUGCGAUGUAAAUGGUGUACCAUACCCCUAUCACUCACAGAAGACCGCGAAUCAGUUCUCUGCUAAGAAACUCCCCUCCCUAGGUAUAUAGAGUCCGCUAGCAUUGACUGAUUUGUCCAUAUAGACCCUAUCUAUGUAUACAACUAUCUUAAAAUUAGACGGCCAAAAUCAUAAUAAAUCUUCACAUCAACUAAA